GCAUCCGCAUCCGGCGGCCACACAGCAGCUUCCUCUAGGGGGAGCUGAUCGGAGCCGGAGCAGCCGGCACCUCUAGGAUCACCGCAGCUUCUCGAGGCACUAGGGCCACGCCGUGACAGGCUGAGGCUGCGUCCAGACUCCAGGACUCUCCUGACGCCUGUUCCUAGAAGCUGGGCCUGGGCACCCAGCCCCCAGGGAACAGCUGCUGGCCUCUCAGGAUCUUUGGCCUCGGCCCUGUGAGCCAUCCCAGGACUGGGCUAGAGCCCCGCAGGCUGACCCGGUCCUCCACUGGGACCUGAAAAAUGGCAUCCGGGCAAGGCCCAGGGCCUCCCAGGCGGGAGUGUGGAGAGGCUGCCCCGUCUUCUACUUCUGAGGAGCAGGUAGCCCGGGACACCGAGGAGGUUUUCCGCAGCUAUGUUUUUUACCGCCAUCGGCAGGAGCAGGAGGCUGAGGGGGCGGCUGUGCCAGCUGACCCAGAAAUGGUCACCUUGGCCCUAGAACCUAGCAGCACCAUGGGGCAGGUGGGUCGGCAGCUCGCUAUCAUUGGGGACGACAUCAACCAGCGCUAUGACUCGGAGUUCCAGGCCAUGUUGCAGCACCUACAGCCGACAGCAGAGAAUGCCUAUGAGUACUUCACCAAGAUUGCCUCGAGCCUAUUUGAGAGCGGCAUCAACUGGGGCCGAGUGGUGGCUCUCCUGGGCUUUGGCUACCGCCUGGCCCUGCAUGUCUACCAACGCGGCCUGACCGGCUUCCUGGGCCAGGUGACCCGCUUCGUGGCCGACUUCAUGCUGCAUCAUUGCAUUGCCCGGUGGAUCGCGCAGAGGGGUGGCUGGGUGGCAGCCCUGAACUUGGGAAACGGCCCCAUCCUGAACGUGCUGAUAGUGCUGUCUGUGGUUCUGUUGGGCCAGUUUGUGGUACGAAGAUUCUUCAAAUCAUGACUCCCAGAGGGGCCCUUUGGGUCCUAGCUGACACCUCUGCCUGGACUUCAGCCAAGCCUUCUCCCUCACCACCACCACCACCCCCCCGCCCCCGCAGGGGCCCUCCUCAAGAUUACAGAAGCUUUAGCAAGUGGGCACUCCAGUUUGAGAGGGCCCCUGCCCAGGGUCAGUCAGGCUGCCAGGGGUGCCCCAACAUUGCAUGGUGCUAAUGGGCCCCCUCUCUGGGCCCCAUCCUGUCAGAGACAGGUUGUAUCCUUCUUCCUCAGCUCUCUGGGGCUCUCUCCACCCUGUCUUUGGGUACUGGGGAGACUGACAACUUGGGGAAGUAAGAGGCUGAGAGUCACUUUCCCCCAAAUUUUUAAUAGUUAUAGCUUUUUUAUAAUGCCCUUGGAAGGACCCUCCCCACCAUACCCACCACUCUGUCUAAGCCAGGAUGUCUGAGGUGUGGGGGUUUAGUAGGCCACUCUAUAUUCCGUAGGACUCAGCUGUUCUAGAAGGUCAGAGCGUGACUACUGGGCCUGGAGCCCAGUCCUGGCCCUUCCUAAGCUCUCCCCCCUGCUCUCCCAGUGCCCCCACCUCAUACUGCCUUUGCAGCAGACUCUCAGGGAUUCUGGGUCUGGGUGGGAUGAGGAUGGCGUGGGGGUGCAGACCAGAGCUGUCACAACUUCAUCAGCACCCCCUAAGUCUGCCUCCUGAGAUCCUCAGUGUUCUUCCUUCCUCUCACAUAUUACCAUUUAAACCCGACCUAUUCACUACAAGUGAAGCCCACCCUGGCCCUAUCACUUCAAACAAGGAAGGAGGGGCCUUGGAUAAGUGGAGUGCUGAGGUCCCCUUCUUGCCCAGACUGUAGAGUUUAGAACUAGUUUGCUAUUGUCAGGGAAAGAGGGUAAGGAGCUCAUCUGGAGGUUUCUGAGUGAGAAAAGGGCUGUUAAUGUCACUAGGAACCCCAGGGUUGGGAUCCUCCCUUGUGGCCUGGGCACAGUGUAAUCUGGGGGUGUGGAUGGAAAAACUGAAUACUUGAACUCGACCCUCCAACCCCCCACUUUUCACACUCCUCACCUGCCUAAGCCCCUUCUGUGAGUGGAGGUGGAAAUACCUUGUCUAUCUUGCACAGCCUACAGGUCUGGGGGAAAGGAGAGAGAAGUUCAUGAUUAAGCCAAAUGCAGGGAGCGGAUGCAGAUGGAGCUCGCUGACCAGCCCCCACCCUCUGAGUGUGUCUGAAAAUAAACUGUAAUCCCCUGAU
Nyctereutes procyonoides (raccoon dog) is the source of this 2181-nucleotide messenger RNA. RefSeq names its product BCL2 antagonist/killer 1 (gene BAK1). NCBI's taxonomy places the organism in Eukaryota, Metazoa, Chordata, Mammalia, Carnivora, Canidae. Gene Ontology annotation, biological process: intrinsic apoptotic signaling pathway in response to DNA damage; extrinsic apoptotic signaling pathway in absence of ligand; regulation of apoptotic process. Gene Ontology annotation, molecular function: protein heterodimerization activity; protein homodimerization activity. The record is from RefSeq and is a predicted model, not a curated record. Gene Ontology annotation, cellular component: mitochondrial outer membrane. The transcript is spliced from 6 exons. Bases 303 to 938 code for a protein of 211 amino acids.